This is a messenger RNA of Macadamia integrifolia, 2045 nucleotides long. Its product is annotated as alpha/beta hydrolase domain-containing protein WAV2-like. Gene Ontology annotation, cellular component: membrane. Bases 116 to 1222 code for a protein of 368 amino acids. Gene Ontology annotation, molecular function: palmitoyl-(protein) hydrolase activity; serine-type peptidase activity. Lineage: Eukaryota; Viridiplantae; Streptophyta; Magnoliopsida; Proteales; Proteaceae. Gene Ontology annotation, biological process: proteolysis. The record is from RefSeq and is a predicted model, not a curated record. The transcript has 7 exons.
CAUUGAGAGAGAGAGAGAGAGGUGGGGGCUUGCAGUGAGUCUCUGAGAGAGAGAGAGAGUGAGAGGGAGAGGGGAAAGUGAAGCAGGGAAGAGAAGGUAGGAGGAGGAAGGAGAAAUGGUGUCGUACAUGAAUCUGUUUCUGUACGGAGUGGGAGGGAUAGUGGUGGCAGGGAUUUCACUGUUGGUGGCGCUUCAGGAGAAAUUGGUUUAUGUACCCGUGCUGCCAGGGCUCUCCAAGUCUUACCCGAUCACCCCAGCUCGUCUCCGCCUUCAGUACGAGGAUGUCUGGUUAAGAUCCUCAGAUGGAGUUCGCCUUCAUGCCUGGUUCAUCAAACUCUUCCCUGAUUGCACAGGUCCAACCAUUCUUUUUUUCCAAGAAAAUGCUGGCAAUAUUGCCCAUCGUCUGGAAAUGGUUCGCAUAAUGUUGCAGAGAUUGCGAUGCAAUGUCUUUAUGCUUUCUUACAGAGGGUGUGCUGCAUUGGAUCAUCUGACUCAACGAACUGACAUUGAUGCUUCUAGAAUAGUUGUUUUUGGAAGGUCACUUGGAGGAGCUGUUGGAGCUGCACUUACCAAAAACAAUCCUGAUAAGGUUGCUGCUUUUAUAUUGGAGAACACUUUUACAUCUAUACUAGAUAUGGCUGGAGUUUUACUACCCUUCCUUAAGUGGUUCAUUGGAGGCAGCGGUUCUAAAGGCCCCAAGGUUCUCAAUUGUCUUGUUCGUUCUCCAUGGAGUACAAUUGAUAUUAUUGGACAGAUCAAACAGCCAAUCCUCUUCCUUUCUGGAUUGCAAGAUGAGAUGGUUCCGCCAUCUCACAUGCAGAUGCUCUAUGCUAAAGCUGCCACUCGUAACAGGCAGUGUGUUUUUGUUGAAUUUCCAACUGGUAUGCACAUGGACACAUGGCUUGCUGGUGGGGACCACUAUUGGCAGUCAAUUCAGUUGUUCUUGGAACAAAACGCCCCUGAGAAUAAGGAAAGAACUCACCACAAUGAAAAUGCUACUACCCCUGAACCACCUAUUCUAGUUCCUGUCUCUAUUGAUGAUGCUUCCCCUCUACCGAUUGCUGAUCCUCCACUAAAGGUUUAUCAACGGUGUAAGAAGGCCAUGCCACCACAAUCUUCCACUCUUGCCAUUGCUCAACCCACCAUACAGCCUAAUCAUGGCACUGAGGUUCCUAUUGAUUUACCGAUUGCUCUUCGGAAAGGUAUACACUCUUGUACUUAGAAAUCCAUGAGUGCCUAUCCUAUUGAACAUUACGUGUCUAUUUCUUAUCUUCCAUCUCCUCUCCAUAACCUUGCUUUUUCAUUGUCUACUAACUCUGUUCCUAAACCCCAUCAUGAGGCUUUAUCUCAUCUUCGGUGGAAAAUGGCUAUGAAAACGAAGAUAAUGCGUUAUUAUUUUGUCAGACAUUCACUCUUGUGGAUUUACCUCCUAGUAAAGGUCUUCUGUGUUGUUGCUGGGUGUACACUAUUAAAUACCCUGAUGAUUCUGUUGAGCAUCUUAAGGUGUGGUUGGUGGCUAAAGGAUAUAAGACUUAUGGUGUGUACAAUUUUGAAACAUCUCUCUUGUGGCUUGUUUAAACUCUGUUCAUAACAUCGGCAGUAAAUCUAGACUAGCCUCUAUACCAGAUGGAUAUGAAAAAUGCUUUUCUCUAUAGUGAUCUUCAUGAGGUUUAUAUGAAGCAACCUUCGGGGUAUAUUGCUCAUUGGGAGAAUUUUGGUGGAGUAUGCAAACUUCACAAGGGCAUCAAUGGGUUGCAGCAGUCACCACAAUCAUGGUUCGAGUUGUUCGACAAGUUAAUUCUAUUGUUAUUCGUUGUGGAUUUCACAAUGCUACUCGGAUCAUUCUAUUAUACGUGUGUAUGGCGCCAAAAGUCCAAGAUAGUUGUACUUAUUAUCUGAUGAUGUCAUUAGAUUUGGAAAUGAUGCUUCUGGUAUUAUUGGGUGAAGUCUUAGCUUCAUCAGUAUUUUUAGAUGAAAGACUUGGGUUCUAUCCGAUAUUUUCUUGGCAUUGAAGUUCUUUAGAGUAAGAAAAGGUAUUAGUUUAU